UGUAACUUUCAAUUCCUUCAAAGCAAAAUCAAUGGGGAGAACACCUUGCUGUGACAAAAUUGGCCUCAAGAAAGGUCCAUGGACACCGGAAGAAGAUCUCAAGCUUACUAACUAUAUUCAGAUUCAUGGCCCCGGCAACUGGCGUACCCUUCCUAAGAAAGCUGGGCUGGAAAGGUGUGGAAAGAGUUGCCGUCUGAGAUGGACAAACUACCUUAGACCUGAUAUCAAGAGAGGAAGGUUUUCGUUUGAAGAAGAAGAGACGAUAAUUCAACUGCACAGUAUUUUGGGCAACAAAUGGUCGGAUAUUGCCGCUCGCUUGCCGGGAAGGACAGAUAACGAGAUCAAGAACUACUGGAACACUCAUAUAAGGAAAAGGCUUCUGAGAAACGGGAUCGAUCCGGUGACGCAUGCGCCUCGACUCGAUUUUCUUGAUCUUUCGUCCAUUCUGAGCUCCACUUUGUGCAACCAGUCGCUUGUCAAUGUGUCAAGCUUGUUAGGUGCACAAGCUCUCCUAAACCCUCAAUUAUUGCUGCUAGCCAACACCCUCUUGUCGUUGAAAGAAGAGAACCCAGAAAUAAUCUUACAACAUCUCCAGCAAAACCAGCAGAUUUGUAAUAAUUCUCAAGAAAACCUAGCUCCUCCUCCGACGUUACAAUCAAACCAUUUUCAAGUUCAACCCAUGCAAACCACUGGAGAAGGGUUUUUCUGCUGCCCAAAUUCCCAAGAAACGUUAGGUUCGCAACCAAAUUAUAUUCAGUGCAGUUCAGAUUCGGAGGUUCCUCUUGUGUCUGAAAAUUCGAACACUCGGUCAGUGAAUGGGUGCAGCCAGAAUUUCACCUUGGAUUCUUUGAGGUCAACGCCGAUAUCAAGUCCUACGCCGUUGAAUUCGUCGUCGACGUGCAGCAGCAGUGUGGAUGACGAGAGAGAAAGCUUCAGCAGCUUGCUCAAGUUUGAAAUUCCUGACGGUUUUGAUUUCAGUGAAUUUAUGUAAAUAAUGCAUUAAAUACUAUAGGCUAGAUCAUCACCAUUAUCAGUGAUUUUGGCUUUCGGCUUUGUUUAUUUUUUGUAG
Hibiscus syriacus is the source of this 1069-nucleotide messenger RNA. Its product is annotated as transcription factor MYB41-like. Lineage: Eukaryota; Viridiplantae; Streptophyta; Magnoliopsida; Malvales; Malvaceae. The coding region runs from base 32 to 991 and encodes 319 amino acids. The record is from RefSeq and is a predicted model, not a curated record. The transcript is spliced from 3 exons.